ACAAAAUCGUAAAAAAUACUAGACAAAUUAUGGCCGCGGUAAAUUAUUUGGGUUUCCGAUGGAAUCAGUCGCAUAAGUACUAUAACCCAAUCUAUAACCCUUAUGUCGGAAAAGGAGCAGUUUUAUUCACAGGUCCAGAUGCAAUCAAAGAUCACAAGACAAAGAUAUUAAAUGCAACAGCAACAGGGAUAGGGACACUCUCACCUGAGGGGACAAGUGACCUUGAAUACGUCUUACGAGCAGCUAGGGGUUGUCCACAUCCAAGACCAAAAUCAGUAAAGGUUGGUGAAAUAGGAUGGGAUGUAGCAUCAAUAAGAGAAGAUCAUACUAAGCUUUGGAGAAGCGGGCAUCAAAUAAAGCUUGGGGAAUUCCGUUUAGCGUGUGAGCUUCGACAUACACAUUUGUACCAGAACCCAUGGUACCCACCACCAAGGUCAAAGGAGCAAGUAACCAGAAUUAAUUUAAGAAAAGCAAAUGAAAAUAGAUGCAAAACACAGCCUAAUCCUUACAAACAUUCACCGUCAGCCUGGCCUAGUUCAACAGACAGUUCAUUAACUAACAUACGCUUACGACAUAAACAGAAGCCGAUAACAUUGGUGCGGUAAAAAAUUGAUAUGCGGUUUGCAAUUGUGUGGUUUGUGUGUGUAUGUCGUUUCAUUUAAAUGCAGCCAAUAUGCAGGUGUGAAUUCUUUCAGAAUGUUACAACGAGCACAUUCUGUUUUUAUUAGUUUAUGACUUGUUUUUAUAAGUAUAUUGUACAUUUGUACUAGUUUUUUAAGUGAUUCCUAACAUCUAAGUGGUGAAACUAUAGAAAAAUAUAUUCAGGACCAACAGAUAGAAUUAUUAAAUAGUUCAAUUGGUAUGUAA
Molecule: messenger RNA, 867 nt
Organism: Dendronephthya gigantea
Lineage: Eukaryota; Metazoa; Cnidaria; Anthozoa; Malacalcyonacea; Nephtheidae
Exons: 7
Coding region: 30-605 (191 amino acids)
Source: RefSeq, a predicted model, not a curated record